Molecule: messenger RNA, 1581 nt
Organism: Aspergillus terreus NIH2624
Lineage: Eukaryota; Fungi; Ascomycota; Eurotiomycetes; Eurotiales; Aspergillaceae
Product: putative C2H2 finger domain protein
Exons: 3
Coding region: 1-1581 (526 amino acids)
Cellular component (GO): cytoplasm
Molecular function (GO): nucleic acid binding; zinc ion binding
Source: RefSeq, a predicted model, not a curated record
AUGGGACAAUCACAGUCUGCAAAUGUUAAUGAAGAUACGGAUAACGGCGCUCCAAAAACAGACAAGAAGGUCGAUUACUAUGAGCUUCUUAAUGUCGAACGCAAUGCGUCUGGAGACGAGAUAAAGAAGGCCUACAGAAAAAAGGCUCUGGAGCUACAUCCAGACAGGAACUACGGGAAUGUAGAGGCGGCUACCGAACUGUUCGCAGAAGUCCAAGCUGCCUACGAAGUCCUGUCAGAUCCCCAUGAACGCGCAUGGUAUGACUCGCAUCGAGAUGCUUUCUUAGGCGGCGAUUCCGCGGCUCGGGGAACUGAUUACUCCUAUGAGACUCGAAUGACAACAGCCGAUGAAAUUUUGAAGCUGUUCUCCAAAUUUAGCCCUCGCAUGGAAUUUGACGAUUCGCCGGACGGGUUCUAUGGCGGCCUUCGUGAAACAUUCUCACGAAUUGCCCUCGAAGAGAAGACCGCUUGUCACUGGGAGAACUUGGAAUAUACGGAGUACCCAACCUUCGGACGUCGCGAUGACAGCUUUGCAGACGUUGUGCGCCCAUUCUACGCUGUCUGGGGCGGGUUCUCCACCAAGAAAUCUUUUGCGUGGAAAGAUGCCUAUCGUUACUCUGAUGCCCCGGACCGUCGAGUGCGCAGACUCAUGGAAAAGGAGAACAAACGCUUGAGGGAAGAGGGUAUCCGUGAAUUCAACGAGGCUGUUAGAUCUCUUGUGGCCUUUGUAAAGAAGCGCGAUCCCCGAUUUAAGGCUAAUGCGCAAAAUGAAAGGCAAAGGCAAGAAACACUGCGUCAGACCGCUGCUGCACAGGCUGCUAGGUCACGCGCAGAAAACCAGGCCAGAUUACGAGAUCAUGUCGUCCAAGACUGGGCAAAGUCGGAGGCUCCUGACGAGGACCAGUCCGAUCUGUCUGAAGAAGAGACGGAGUACUUUGACUGUGUCGUUUGUCGCAAAGGUUUCAAAAGCCGAAAUCAGUUCGAGGCCCAUGAGCGUAGCAAGAAGCAUCUCAAGGCUGUUAAGCAGCUUCGUUGGGAAAUGAGAAUGGAGAGCGAGCAACUGGGCCUAGAAGAGCAUCUCGAUCAUGCGGAUGAACCACAGGAAUACCAUGAGGAGGUCAAUCACUCGAAAACCCCGCCGACGGAGCACGGCUCAGACAUUAAUUGUACUGAGGACGUGUACGACAACGCCACCGAAGUGGUCGGCGAAUUUGAUGCAACUGAUGAUACCGAAUUGUCCAGGGAAGAGUUACCCCCCCAUGCAUCGCCUUCUGAGGAUUUGUCGAGCCUUGACGAAGAGGCGGAUUAUGCGUCAAGGGAGUCCAUUCAGAACAGACUUGGAUCAUUCAGCAUUUCGGAGCCUGGGCCAGAUGAGCCAGGGGUAGCAGGUGGCAUAUUUCAGCACACCCCAGCCUCUGAUUCUGAAGGAAAUUCUCGACGCGGUGCUCAGAAGCUGGGCACAGAAGCCAACGGCACAGUCUCAAAACUUGACAUGCGGGACAUGCAAUACAUCCUUCUCGUCAAAGAAUCAGCUAUUUCGCCAUAUCAAGGAGCUGCCCGACCAUGCGCAGCCAGUAUCUAG